Molecule: messenger RNA, 4465 nt
Organism: Cottoperca gobio
Lineage: Eukaryota; Metazoa; Chordata; Actinopteri; Perciformes; Bovichtidae
Gene: tmtc2a
Product: transmembrane O-mannosyltransferase targeting cadherins 2a
Biological process (GO): protein O-linked glycosylation via mannose
Cellular component (GO): endoplasmic reticulum membrane
Molecular function (GO): protein binding; mannosyltransferase activity
Source: RefSeq, a predicted model, not a curated record
GAGAUGCGCACACUGAGGACACCGCAGCACAGAAAUGCGCACGGCUCCGAGCCAAACCCGGCUAUAGCUUCACCUCCCGACACCCCUGACCCAUCUCUCAACACAAUGGGUUACAGGGAAUAUGGCUAACUUUGACACACUUUGCAUGCCACGGGAAAAUGCCCUGCGUUGUCUGGAGAGCUGUGCCGCCGAGCGGCUGAAUUGAGAGCACAAUAACAGAGACUUGAGAGAGAGAGAGGGAGGGAGGGGGGUGGGGGGGCAGCUGAAUCCAGUCAUUUCUAUCCCAGCUCCUCUCCCACUUUGGUUUUGAGAGAUGAUCACGGAGCUGGUUUGCACCGCCGUGGCUGUGGGUCUCCAUCUGAACACGCUGGACGCAGAUUUCUGCUACGAUGACAGCCGAGCCAUCAAGACCAACCAGGACCUACUUCCUGAGACUCCGUGGACCAACAUCCUGUACGACGACUUCUGGGGCACCCUGCUCACUCACAGCGGCAGCCACAAGUCCUACCGUCCACUCUGCACCCUCUCCUUCCGUCUCAACUACACCCUGCACGCGCUGCGCCCCUGGGGCUACCACCUGCUGAACGUGGUUCUGCACGGCCUGGUCACCGCCCUCUUCACGGCCUUCAGUCGCCCGCUUCUCGGUGGAGGGCUGUGGAGCCUGCUGGCUGGCCUUCUUUUUGCUUCUCAUCCGGUCCACACUGAAGCAGUCUCUGGUGUGGUCGGGAGGGCGGACGUCGGCGCCGCGUUGUUUUUUUUGCUGUCUCUCCUCUGCUAUGUGAAGCACUGUGGACAUCGUAGGGACCCUCAUGGGGCUUUUCAGACCGGGCGAUGUAGCAGCUCCUGGUGCUGGGGCUGGAUGCUGGGCAGCCUGUGGUGUGCAGCAGCCAGUAUGCUGUGGAAGGAGCAGGGGGUGACGGUGCUAGCCGUGUCGGCCGUGUACGACCUCUUCGUGUUCCAGAGACUCCGGUUUCGCCAGGCGCUUCUCCUCCUGCUUGGAAAGAAGAAGAACAUUAGCGUUUUGCUGAGUCUCUGCGUGCUUGCUUCAUGGGGAGUGAUUCUGUUGUCAGCUCGCCUCUACUGGAUGGGCAAUAAGCCUCCCAACUUCUCCAACUCUGACAACCCCGCAGCCGACUCUCCACAUUUUCUCACUCGAACACUAACGUUCCUCCACCUGCCCGUCGCCAACGCCUGGCUGCUGCUCUGCCCUGACAAGCUCAGCUUCGAUUGGUCCAUGGACGCUGUGCCCUUGGUCAGGUCCUUGGCCGACUGGAGAAACCUUCACACUGUUGCCUUUUAUGGUGGAUUUAUCCUCCUGGGCUUGUUUGGCCUUCAGGGCCCCACCUCCAAAGCCAAGGAGACCAAUGGGAAAGCCUAUAUCACUAAUGGGAAAUCAAUCACCAAUGGGAAUGGUUACCAUGUCCCUGACACAAACCAUAACACAGACCAGGGGCCACCAAAGACCACCCUGAACGGGUCAGCUGGGCUCCACCACUGCCCUCCUAGGACCUCCCUGCCCCCUACAGAACAUCUAGUACUACUUUCAUUAGGCAUCCUCUUAUUGCCUUUCAUUCCAGCCACAAACCUGUUCUUUUAUGUAGGUUUUGUAAUUGCAGAGAGGGUACUGUACAUCCCCAGUAUAGGCUUUUGUUUACUGGUUGCUGCUGGUGCAAGAACCUUUUACGUCAGACUGAGGACUAGAGGCUGGAAGGCCUUAAUGUUGUGUCUCUGUACGGGACUCGUGCUGCUGAAUGGACUCAGAACUGUUCAAAGAAACAGGGACUGGAGCAAUGAGGAGAAUCUCUACAGAUCUGGGAUUAAUGUGAAUCCUGCUAAAGCCUGGGGAAACUUGGGGAACGUACUGAAAAACCAGGGCAAGAUGGCGGAGGCGGAGAAGGCAUACAGGAACGCUCUGCACCAUCGAGGGAACAUGGCUGACAUGCUGUAUAACCUCGGCUUGUUGCUGCAGGAAAAUGAGCGGUUUUCUGAAGCGCUGCAUUAUUACCAACUGGCCAUUGGGAGUCGGCCGACACUGGCAUCAGCCUACUUGAACACAGGAAUCAUCCUGAUGAACCAGGGCAACCUGGAGGAGGCUAAACGCACCUUUCUGACUUGUGCCGACAUUCCGGAUGAGAACUUGAAGGACCCCCACGCCCACAAGAGCUCGGUCACCAGCUGCCUGUACAACCUGGGAAAACUGCUCCAUGAACAGGGCCAGCAGGAGGAGGCCCUGUCUAUUUAUAAGGAAGCGGUACAGAAGAUGCCCAGACAGUUUGCACCACACAGCCUUUUCAACAUGAUGGGAGAGGCCUACAUCAGGCUGAACAGGCUGGAGGAAGCAGGCCACUGGUACAGAGAGUCCCUCAGGGUCAAGCCUGACCAUAUCCCUGCCCACCUCACUUAUGGCAAACUCCUGUCCAUCAUUGGGCAGAAGACAGAAGCAGAGAAGUACUAUCUGAGAGCUAUUCAGCUCGACCCGACAAAAGGAAACUGCUACAUGCACUAUGGUCAGUUUCUGCUGGAGCAGUCUCGUCUUGGCGAGGCGGCGGAGAUGGCGGAGAGAGCUGCAGAGCUGGACAGCUCAGAGUUUGAUGUGGUCUUCAGCGCUGCUCACAUGCUCAGACAGGCCAGUCUUAAUGAGGCAGCAGAGAGGCAGUAUGAGCGAGCAGCCAGCCUCAGACCAGAUUACCCGGCUGCUCUGAUGAACCUCGGUGCCAUCCUCCACCUGAAUGGGAAACUUCCCGAAGCGGAGACAAACUACCUGCAUGCACUCCAGCUGAAACCUGACGAUGUCAUUACCCAGUCCAACCUGCGCAAGCUGUGGAACAUCAUGGAGAGACAAGGCCUGCGGAUUAAGCGUGGACUCGGGAUGCAGAAGGGCGACCUUUGAACUGAGAGAGUUGCUGCUCUGUUCCCUUCCUGAUGACGCAGUGUGUCCUUUAGGAGCUGUGACGCUCGUGGAAGACAGUUUGAGGCUUGGCAUUUUUGUGAUUCAAGGAUGUGGGAGUUCAGCCCAAUGACGUGUCACCACCAGUGCAGUAUGGUUGCUCAAGCGACUGAUAUCACCUUUGUUAAAAAGGGAUAUUCAGCUGUUAAAUGAAAGGCAAAUAAAAGUCCAGAAGAAAAAGUAUUUUCUCGAAAACAGCCGAAUAUUACUCGACUAUCUUUAAAAACAUGGGUACGUUUUAAAGCACUUAAUUUGAAAGAAGAUUUUAAAGUGGUCAGCACUGCAGCUGGUUUAUGUUAAAUAGGAACUCCAACGAUUUAAGCAUUAAAGUCUGUUAAAGGUCUUCGGGAGUACUACUGCAUAUGUGAAACAUGUUGUAUUAUAACCUUUUGUGGCCACGGAGGAAGCUGCCUAAUGUUUGAUAAAUUGCCUCAUGUGAUGUCACUCGAGUCAGCAUCAGUUGCAGCCGAAGACUACAAGUUUGAAAACGUAAAAAAAAAAAAAAGUUUGUCAGACCUCUGUGGCCUGCUUCUCAACGCUGCUUGAGGCUAGCUGCUACUAGCAUUAUACACCCAAAUCUCUGGCGAGUAGCAUUGUGGGUAAUGGAGGCACCAGGUUGUGACAAUAAAGAGUAAUGUAAGGAAUACAAAAAGACGAUAUCUCUGGUUCCAUCCAUUUUUAUCCUUUUUCUUUUAAACUGGCCAUCAUGAGUCCGACAAUGUUACAGGAGUGCAAUGCUUAAUGCGUUUGUUACUCUUUAAAAAUGUUUUAAAGCAGAUUAAUUACCCUCAGGGUGCUCUCGCCUUCCACUUUUCUUCACACAGUAAAUGCAUAACAUUAAAAAGCAUGCCAGUGCUAAGGCAUUUGCAGGUACCUCCGUCUAAUGCAGAGCUUUGUAGUAAAUUGCUCCGACCAAUUCAAAAGAGCAGGUUAAAGCGUGUUGCAUAGCCAACUCGCAUUCUGUUGUCCAAGUCACUGAAAAUGGUUUGCACCUGGUGCGUUGGAAAUGCUUGCGACUGUAAAAUUGGAAACGGAAUCAUGAAAGAGAAACUCCUCAGCGGUGCCAAAGCUUGUACGGAGUCUUUUACGCCUCUCGGUGCCAAGCAAGUACUAAAAUGUUUCAUGUUCAUUGUGUCAAAUGAAGAAGUUUAAUUUCAUGUGAUCCAAUUUAAUUUAUUAAUACAUGUUAUUUUAUGUGCCAACACUGUGCCGUCACAGUAAGCCCACCCCCUCUGAUUUCUCCACACACACACACUGUAGAUACAGUAGGCAACAUGAGAAGUACAUUAAAAUGUGUAUUCCCCCACCCCCCCCCUCUCUGCUCAGGGACUUCAGGCUGUGGUUCCUGUCACAGGGUGGCUUUGUGACACAGAGAGAGUUUCUUAAAAUGAUGUUCGGUGUUUUUUGAUGAUUGUGAUGUUUGGUUGAAUUAUAGAAAAUGUGUAGCUGAAAAUGUGCUGUGUUUUUGUAAAGAAAAGUGAACCUUUUUCCAUAAUAAAAACAGGACUUUUGCCGUCA